AAAAAAAUAAUGAUUUACAACAAAAUCAUCAAUUCUUGGAUUAUUUUAUUUUUAAUUUUUGUCGACAUUUUUAUAAGCGUUUAUGGUGCUGAUGUAACCCCUGCACAGGCGUUAAAAUUUGUAAAUAGCAAAAUGACAAAAUCUAAUCAAGUUAACAAGAAGCCACAUAUUAAUACUAUGAGUAAGAAAACCGUGAAUGUAUAUCAGGUGAAAACCGGCAUAUAUGCAUAUGCAUCGGGACUGGCAGUUGAUACUGAUGGAAGCGAUCCCGAUGAUGACCCCGACCAUCAGGAUGAAACCAAGUGGAAAGAUUCGGACGGCGAAAGUAUUGGGGCGCAUCGCGUUCCAUACUAUGUGCUAGGAGACACUUGCCCUGAAGAGACGAAACCGUGCCCAUAUUUCUUCUACAAAGAACACAAUAUUGCUGGAUUACAGUUUGCGUUAUUCUUUUUCAAAGGAAAGGCGAUAGGUGCUGUUUUUGGGGACACACAAGGUGAUUCUGAGACUGACACCUCCAGUAAUGAUUCGAGAGAACUCGGGGAAGCGUCAGUCAAAACUGCCCAAUUACUUGGAAUCAACAGUAGUGGCACAAAUGGAGGUGUGGAUUCGGGUGUUACUGUGGUUAUUUUCUCUGGAAGUAGUUGGGUGGUGAAAGGAACAAACGAUAAUUUAAGCAGUAAAGCACAGGCGCUAGUCAAAAAGGCUUUGAAUUUAUUGAAAUGA
Molecule: messenger RNA, 723 nt
Organism: Meloidogyne enterolobii
Lineage: Eukaryota; Metazoa; Nematoda; Chromadorea; Rhabditida; Meloidogynidae
Source: the annotation of a GenBank genome assembly